GGCGCGCACUCUUCGAGGUUGUCGCAAGGCUCGUUAGAGUUGACGUGUCAGCGUAUUUUUAGCAAAAAGAGUAAGAAACAGGCAAUUACUAUGCUUUUAACGGAUCGAAAUUUCAAUACUACAUUUUUUGAUCCUGCUGGUGGAGGAGAUCCUCUUUUAUAUCAGCACCUUUUUUUAAGUUUCAAUUUUCUACCUUUUAAAGCUCAAUGGUCCGUUGAGUUGGGCGGUGAGGCUCCCAACGACACUUUUUUAUCCUGGUUCAUAGGAUUUACUGAAGGUGACGGGUGCUUUAGCGUGAAUAAUCGUCGAGAACUGUCAUUCAUAUUAACACAAGGCUCGAAGAAUAUCGAGGUCUUGUAUUUUAUUCAAAGAACCUUGCAUAUGGGAAAUGUUUUAAAACAAGGUCAAAGAGUUUAUAGAUUCAUUGUACAUAAAAGAGAAGAUAUAGAAUUGUUAAUAUUACUUUUUAAUGGGAAUUUAAUCUUACCUUCGCGCAAAAUUCAAUUUUAUAAAUUUUUAAUUGCUUUUAAUGAAAAGAAGACAAAACGAAAUUGCGCGACACAAGCCCCACAAGGCUCCCAGAGGUGUACUGCGGUGGAUCAACUCCUGCGCACCAAUAUGCUGUGCACCACCGUCUUAUUAGAAGGUCCAAUCCAAUAUAAGCGGUCCAACAUCUUGCCUUCUUUGGAUAAUCAAUGGUUAUUAGGUUUCACAGAAGCAGAAGGUUGUUUCACUAUAAGCUUAUUAAGUAACUCUAAAGCUUUUAGAACAAGGUUUAUUUUAUCUCAAAAAGGAGAUGUUAAUUUACCUAUUCUAAGUCAUUUUACUCUUUUGUUUCAGGCUGGUAAAAUAGAAGGCCAUUCUACUAAAGAUAAUUACUCUUUUAUUGUAUCAGGACUGAAGUCUGUCCAACACCUAUGGCCUUAUUUUGAUAACAAUUUGUCCCAUUUUUUAACUAGUAAAAAAGAUAGUUAUUUAGCUUUUAAGGAAGUGAAUGGCAGUAUAGAACAAGGUUUGCAUUUAAACCCAGAAAGACGCAAAGAAUUGAUCACUAAGUGUCAACAUAUUAAUUCUAUAACUCGAAAGACCAAAUAAAAGGUAGCUAAUUGUAGGAAAAACAGGAGGGGUUAAGAAAGAUCCAUUGCAAACAUCUUUCUUUGGACUAAAUAAAGUAGGUGCAUAAACACGGCUACGACCACGGCCAUUCCUUUCUUUUGGAAGACAGAAUAUUACAAAUCAAAAACUUUAUUUAGAAAUCAAUACUUGUGCUAAUUCUUCGAGCCUGCUUGUGCAUGCAGAAGAAAAGAAGCUCAAUGAUACCAGUCUCCUAGUCCCAGGCUAUGCCUGCUAAUCCCGACGGGGAUAGGUUCCAGUGAAGCAAAACACUUCGUGUACGAAGUGGCGUGUUAGCGGACAAAGCGAAGCUUUCUUUUUCUUGCGAAGCACUUCAAAAAGCUUGCGCUGCCUUCGGCUUCCACGGAAGGGCGACAUUUCUGAAAACGGUCAACUCAUCUCCUUCUAGUGAUAGAAUUAGAGAAGACCGUCGGGCUUUCAUUUUCAUUAUGGAGUUCGCGACAGACUAGGUCAGAAAUGGGUGGCCGAAAAGGCUGCUUGAUGUUUAGUCGGUAACCUAGAACAUUUGGAACAAAAUACUUCUAUUCUUAUUUUUUCUCAGAAGGACGCUUGCAAAGUUCUGCUGCGGUUGGUUCAAGAAGAAGCGGCUUUCUUUUCGCUUUGGAAUAAAUACUUUUCGUCUCUCUUCGAGCCUCACGGGAGGACUCGCGCUCGAUAGAGGCUCGUUUUUCAUCGCAGAACCAGCCGAUGAGAGCCUCGCUUAACUAAAGUGAGUUAUCCAAAUGUUUCACAAUCCAAUAGAAUUAAUUCGAAGGGGGCUUAACACAAUCCAAUUCUAUUGGAAGGGGUCUUAAAUUGAGUACGUAAGAUUUUAGGUUAUGGGUUCUUUGGUCAAAUAUAUUAGAAUAUAUUCUAUUCUAAGGCCCUUCUUUGAUGUAAAUCAAAGUUUGGAGCGGGCUAUAAGCUGGAAACCGAAGCUUGACAAAAGUUCUACCUUUGCAAUACUAGUCUAUCUAGAACAAAAAGCCAGUAAAAGCAAAGCUUUUUGUUUAAUUUUAUAUCAUAGGCUCAGUGCUUGGUUAGCCAAACAUGGCUCGAAGAGGUAAAAAUGAACUUUUUAUUCGGCAAUCAGCAGGUAACAAACGCUCAUAGCAAGCUAGUAGGAACCUCAGAGGCCAUACGCCCGCUGACUUAUAAACUCAACUUGAAAUUAAAUUAUAUGACGCGCAGCACAAUUCAAAAUGAUGAAAAAAAAAUGGAAUGAAUGGUUAGCUGGACUUAUUGAUGGAGAUGGCUCUCUAUUCA
Messenger RNA from Closterium sp. NIES-67, 2379 nucleotides. NCBI's taxonomy places the organism in Eukaryota, Viridiplantae, Streptophyta, Zygnematophyceae, Desmidiales, Closteriaceae. The record is from the annotation of a GenBank genome assembly.